Molecule: messenger RNA, 880 nt
Organism: Pterocles gutturalis (yellow-throated sandgrouse)
Lineage: Eukaryota; Metazoa; Chordata; Aves; Pterocliformes; Pteroclidae
Gene: TCERG1L
Product: transcription elongation regulator 1-like
Exons: 9
Cellular component (GO): nucleus
Molecular function (GO): RNA polymerase binding; transcription coregulator activity
Source: RefSeq, a predicted model, not a curated record
GUUCUGCCUCCAGAAUGGAUGCUCACGUGGGUCCUUUGAUGCCGACGCAGCUCACCCGGGUAACUGCUGUGUCUGCUCCGGCGGUGACGUUCCUGGCAGCCAAUCUGAUGGACCAGACCUUAUCAGACCACGGCAAAGAAUCGAGCAGAUCCUCCUGCCCACCGACCUUGAUUUUACACACGGAGAGGAAGAGCACGCCUGGGGAGAGCGGCGGCGAUAAGGAUCACUCCUUUAAACUGGUGACUGAGGAUGACAGCGCAUCAAACGGCAACAAGCCCGUGGCCUCCACCCCCGUGCCAGGAUCACCCUGGUGUGUAGUCUGGACUGGAGAUGACCGGGUCUUCUUCUUCAACCCUACAAUGCAGCUGUCGGUCUGGGAGAAGCCAGUGGACCUGAGGCACCGUGGCGACAUCAACCGGAUCAUCGAGGAUCCUCCCCACAAGCGCAAGCUGGAAGCUGCAGCAACAGAUAAAUGUGUUAGUUCUUGUCCAGGGGAUGAAAAUGACGAUCUUAGCAUCAAAACUAAGAGAAAUAAAACAGAAGAUUCCCAAGCUGCUGACGCAGGGAAGGCUGAAACGGAGGAGAAAAGUGAGGAAACACCAGCUCCUCAGAUCACGCCUCCCCUAGAAGAGCGCAUCACUCAUUUCCGAGACAUGCUGCUGGAGAGAGGGGUUUCAGCAUUUUCUACGUGGGAGAAAGAGUUACACAAAAUAGUGUUUGAUCCACGCUACCUUCUGCUCAAUUCGGAAGAAAGGCAAGCAAUAUUUGAACAGUUUGUCAAGACCAGGAUCAGAGAAGAGUACAAAGAAAAGAAAAAUAAAUUGUUGUUAGCCAAAGAAGAAUUCAAAAAGCUCCUCGAAGAGUCCAAGUUAUCGCCCAG